Desarmillaria tabescens is the source of this 1214-nucleotide messenger RNA. RefSeq lists its product as uncharacterized. The record is from RefSeq and is a predicted model, not a curated record. Lineage: Eukaryota; Fungi; Basidiomycota; Agaricomycetes; Agaricales; Physalacriaceae. The transcript is spliced from 8 exons. The coding region runs from base 297 to 1016 and encodes 239 amino acids.
CGUCAAGGUGUGUGACCAAGGUCACACCUGCAGUGUGAAGAGGUGCCGACAACGGAUUUGAACGCCAUGCAAGGCGGUACACGGUGACGGUGACGCUAGAUGGGUAGCACGACGAUCGAAAUAACGGAUUAGCGAGAAGUUAAGGUAUCGAAGACGCAAACACGUCGGCAAGUAUGGAGUGACGCCCUCAAUCUGUGUACACUGGCAAGGGUGAUAUUGUGAUCAUCAAGCAACUAAAGGUGAUCCUUGCCAUUGGAAAUCGGGGCUGCCUUGCGACGGUGACGAAAUCGACUACCAUGCUAGAGGUAUACGGCGAUGGCGGCAGACGAGGAGUACGAUAUUUGACCUUGAAUGAGCAGAUUAGCGGGGAGGUGACUGUGAUCAAGGGCUUAAACACUUGCCAAUUGCAAUGGGCGUACAACGGUGUCGUUCUCCCAGUAGGAGUGCACGACGGUAACUGCCACUACUCGGUGACCGACUCUGAUUGUUUGUGUACUGUCAAUCUCGCAAGCUUUGGUCUCCCAAACAUAACUCGCAACGGCUGCUGUUACACUGAACGUUAUGAGGCCCAUGUCAUCACGCGACUUGUUCAACUGGAUGCCCGCCUCCGUAAAGCAAAGCAAGCGUACUUGAUGGCCUACGUUGCCUCACGGUUGAUGGCGAUGUAUUGGAGACGCCAUGACCACAGCAAAAUGAACAGGAUCUACACAGUAUCAGCCUUCGGAAGCUCGGACAGAUGCUCUCCUUGGCCGUCCGCAAUCCGAAAUGCCAAAGAAACCGGAGGGGACAGAUGUCGAACACCAUAUGGAGGACUCGUUGAUGGCUUUGUACCCUUUCUUCCCGACACCAAAUUGGGGGGGCUUCAAGUGCCGUACUACUACUACCUCAAUCACAUGACCAGCAGCAACUACGUGUCGUCUUUGACUCUUUCUCCUCUUCUUUGCUUGUUGAAGGCUGCUGAGCCUCUUCACCGCACACAGAAGAAAGAAGGCAUCGCGCACCUCUGCAUCUUAUAGCCCUAGUAUAUUGUCCUUCUUGCUGCUCCCCACAUCAUUCAUGUUGCUACACUGGCGACGCUCUGGGAACUUAUUGUCGCAUCGGACACGAGUGCUUACACUGCAAUUAUCUCACUGCGAUAUCUUUCCUUUACGUUUCUGUUCAGGAGCACCGACGACUAAAUCUACUUGCUUCCUUCCUUCCUUCCUUCUGCUGAC